Malassezia restricta is the source of this 1374-nucleotide messenger RNA. RefSeq lists its product as uncharacterized. Bases 1 to 1374 code for a protein of 457 amino acids. The record is from RefSeq and is a predicted model, not a curated record. The transcript has a single exon. NCBI's taxonomy places the organism in Eukaryota, Fungi, Basidiomycota, Malasseziomycetes, Malasseziales, Malasseziaceae.
AUGGCGACGCCUCCGCCGCGUGCGGUCCUGCUCAAGGGCCCCACGCUCAAUUCCAAGGUGUUUAUGACAGCGCUUCCUGAACGCCACGAGGAUCUGCUCGCUAAGGCUUGUGAACUCUUCAAGGUCCCAUCGGAUCACACACCGCAUUUAUAUGUGUCGUGUCAGGCAUCGGUGGGUACACCGCACAGCGAGCAGCGCGGUGCCCUGCUGCUGUCUGAUGCGAUGCCAUUCCUUCGUGAUCGCGAAAUGAUUACGCUGCGUUGGGUGCCGACCACAGAUCCCCCGCGCCGCGAAAAGGACGUCCGGAAUGUCCGAUGGGACACCAAGCUCGACGAGCCCGCCCCCCUGUCCCAUAUGCGCCCCACGGCUGUGCCUGCGUGGCGUGGUCCUCAGGCGCGUGCCAUGCAUGUGGCUCGUGUCUUGGAGCGCGAGCGGAUCCAGUCGGCGCAGGACGAGCUUGUGCCACGGAAACCCACUCAGGCCCUGUAUACCGCGAAACCGAGUGUAACGCCUGACCCGCCGUUUCACACAGCGCCCAUGUCGCCACCCCCCAGCUCUCCUACAACGAUACCUGCUGCCCGCGAUGAGAAUCCGUCGCCGCCAAGUUCACCCACGCCAAAUCCCAUGUCGUCGCCUGCGCGUACCUUGGAUUGGGGUGCUUCGGGCGAUAGCGAUGACGACCAUCCGUCCUCGGCCACUUCAUCGCCCUCAAAAUCGGACAGGCACCAUGAAUCCCGCAAAAGCAGCUUUGGCGCAUGGUGCGCGCGUCUGAACCCAUUUGCUCGUUCCGAAGACCACAAGGACGAAGAGCCGGAAGACAAGUCGGAUGGCCCAAGCCCGUCGGCUCCAGCGGACAAAGCCUUGCCUGAUUUGCAUGUAACUGGCUCGGCUGCCUAUGAUGUCAUGACACAGGUGCUCAUGGCCGUGCGUGAACAUGCGCGCAAUGUGCACUGCAAAGUACCCCACGAGUUUUGUGCGCGACAAGCCGGACUCUCGAUGAGUCUCGGCACAUGUGUCGCGAAGCGGGCCAUGUCAGAAGACAAGCCUCUGCGGCACUUUGCGGAUGCGCUGGAUGAAUACUUGGAUACUUGUGUAUCUACGAAAGGCCCCAUGAUCGAGCCCGAAGUAUCGGCGCUGCGUGCGUUUGCCUACAAGUUGAUGGACGAGCUGCAACGAACAAGCGCGCCCGUGGCACCCCCACCAUCGAAAGAGGUGCCGCCCCCGGAGGCGUCGCCUGAGGAGCCGCCUGCCCCCACUCGUACGACGCGUCGUCGCGGCGCUCCUAGAAAACGCCAGGCGGCCGCUCUGCCCCCGGUACCCGACGAGCCGUUGGCCAAGCGAACGCGGCGCUCUACACGACAUACCAAGGCGUAA